Mytilus californianus (California mussel) is the source of this 5915-nucleotide messenger RNA. RefSeq names its product RING finger protein 24-like. Lineage: Eukaryota; Metazoa; Mollusca; Bivalvia; Mytilida; Mytilidae. The record is from RefSeq and is a predicted model, not a curated record. The transcript has 7 exons. The coding region runs from base 111 to 566 and encodes 151 amino acids.
AUUAUUUAGGUCGCAGAUUGUGUCAAGGGAGAUAAUUCAACAAAUCAGCUGACUGUGGCUUCUGUCAAAAUAUAAAAUCCAGGAUGGAAGCUGUAUUGAAUCCUUGAGGAAUGACUGAUAUUCCACCAAAUGUAUCUCUGCCUCUGCUUGGAAUCGGCCUCAUUUCACUCCUCCUAAGUUUUAUAUUUUGUAUUUAUAUGUGGAGGUUAAGAUGUCGUGCAAGAGAAGAAAGAGGCUAUAAUAGGAUCCAGUUUAAAGAAAAGAAUAAGAAAUAUUCUUCUAAAUUUAACCCAGUAAAGAAAAAAACAGUAAUUUAUAGUUGUAUGUGUGCAGUAUGUCUUGAGGAAUUCCGAAAUUAUGAAUAUAUAGCAAUAUGUAGAUGUAAACAUUGUUUUCAUAUGAAUUGUUUGCUGCAGUGGUUGAAACAUCGUAACUUCUGUCCUAUGUGUAAAGCAACUGUACAGAGAGUACCAUCAGGUGAAAGAUCUAGCUUGAUAAUAAUGCCUCAACAAGCCGUGCCAUCUACCAGCAAUGAACCUUCUGUAGAAGGAGCACAGAGGGUAUAAAAAAUGAUUACCCAUCAUAGAGUUUGAUUAACAGUUGUUUAUCUUAUUCCUUAUUGCAUAUACACCUUUUCUCAAACUCUCACCAGAUUUUUCCCACUGGUUGAUUGUAUUUUUAAAUUCAACAUGUGGUUCAUUUGAUUCACACUUUUCCAUUGGUUAAAAUUAAAUUAUGUAGGCAAACCUCAUGUUUUAUCUGAAUUUUCAUAUGGGACGUCAUGAAAAAAGGUGACCAUAUCUGAUGACGUCACAUAUAAAGAACACAUCUUUUUGUAGAUCAUUGUAAAAUAAAGAUAAAGUUUGUCUACAUAUUGUCUUAAAAUCAUAAGAGAAACAGAUUCCACCUCGGAUCUCAUGCAAUACGAUAUUUUUCAACUCUCGACAGCUAAAUUUUUAAUACCUGGGUUGCGUUCAAUAUUGUAGCAGCUAGUGUAGCCGCUAUGUCUAGAUAUAUAUCUAUGUUGAAUGCUAUGUUGCGUAGCUAGCCUAUUAAAAUGACGUCAUGAGUAAUAAUCUAUCUGACACCAUUUUGGAUUUCCUAGAUAGCAUGAAUUUUUUGGGCUAAUUGGCGUCUAGGCUAGCUAUUCGUUCUUUUAUAGUCAAAAUCUACAUAGCUCUAUGUAGCAGCUACACUAACUGCAGUGGUAGAAUCUAUAUACAAACCACUAUUAUACAUAUACAAGCAAUAUGUGAUGGAUACUUAAAAAUUAUAUAAAAGUAAUAUACUUAAUCUCUACAAAUAUAUGAGAAAAAUAGCAGUCUGAACAUUUCCUCAUGCUUUUAUAGCUAAGUGGUUCUAGUUCAAAAUUUCUUAGAAUAUAAUGUUCUCUUAUUCAAUUGUAGUUUUUUCUUAACUGGAUACUGUAAACAUGGAUUUUUUUUUUGUGGGUUGUUAUUUUUGCUACAUCAAUGCAUAAACGUUUUGUGAUGGAGUCAGAUUGGCUCAUCCAACAGUUAGUUUCCUCCUCACGUCAAUAUUGUUUGCACAAACUUUCAGACUGGAAAAAUAUUUCCAGUUCAUUUUAAGUGAUCCAGAAAUAAGUGAAAAUAACCCACAUUCAAAAUUUUCUCUAUUUUUAUUUCUCAGCAUGUUCAAGCCAAACUGUGAUGAUUUUGUGUAAUUUCUUAAUUUUACUGGAUUAACUGUCAUUGCAUGUCUGUUUGACCUUUGUAAAUGAUCCAUUUUAAACAAGAAUAAAAAUGAUGAUUUAAUAUUUUUAAAUUCAAUUUUCAUGCAUUUUAUUUCAAGUUUAGCCCAAAUGAUACCUAUUCCUUUCUAUGGGUGAUUUUUGUUUAAAACUUGUGUAAACUGAAAUGAUAUUGAUAUUCAAGUGAAGAAAAAGAAUUUGUCAUUGGCUGCAUUCAAGCCAUUCCAAAGCUAUUAUCUCAUUUUACACAAACAGAUACACACACUCCUGUGUGCAUUAUUUGCUGAUGAUCUCAACCCCUAGCUGGCCUUUAGUGUACACACCCAUCUCUCUAAGAACUGAUGUUUGUCUGAAUUUGCAGAGUUAGAAUGUUGUCAAUAAUGUUAUUAAAUUUAAUUUGAUUCAGAACUAUUAAAGUAUAUGUUAUGAAUGUAAAAAGUUUUGUACAUAAAAUUCUAGAUGAUCCGGUACAAAUUAAAUUUGCUGGUUGGUCCUUUUUAUAGACUUCUGUAUAUAUAUAUAUAUAUAUAUAUAUAUAUAUAUAUAUAUAUAUACAGUAUAUACUCUGGUGAAAACUACAAGAUAUAGGAUUUUAUGCAAUUUUUAGUGUCAUUGCAAUAAUAAAAGUGCCUUUAAUGAUAUCAGUAUUACAUGUACAAAUUUGUUUAAUGUAAAGUAUAAAAAGGUGUUUCUUUUGUAAUAUCUUGAUUUAUGGUGUUAAAUAAUCAAUCUGACCAAAAGUAACAAUAUAUUUAAAAAUUAAAUUUUAAAUGGAAUAUUUUUGAUAAGGUUCAUAUUGACAACAAAACAAUGAAUUUACACAGCCUUAUUUUUAUAUUAUUUAGAAGUAUUUGUAAGUCUUCAAUUAUCAGUGCUCGCUACAUACAUGUAGCAUGCUCUCAAGUUGUGGAGGUUGUGGGUUCCAUCACACUCAAGCCGUACAAAGACAUGAAAAUUGGUAUUUGCUGCUUCUCCUCCAAGUAUGCAGCAUUUAGCAGUACGAGCAAAGACUCUGGAUUGUUAUCUUGUGAACUUAAGCAGGUUUAAAAUCCAGCUCAGUGUAUUGGUCUAGUAUAAAGCAGCCUCACAUGUUCAUAUUCAUAACACAUUAACAUGUGGUUGUCUUUGAUAUGCAUUUAAUUUGCCACUGGAGGUCAAACAGUCAACAAUUUUCAAUUGUUUAUAUUUCAAUUAAUUUUUUCAUCAUCAGAAUUAUCAUAAUAUACUUUUACCUCUCAAAAUAAUGCUCAUGUUAAGAAUUUAGAGUUAUGUUGAAAUCUUUUCUGAAUGAAUUUGUUUCUAUUAAAUGAGGAGGAGGCUAUCAGGCAAUCUUUUGGCUCCUUGGAUAUAAAAUCUAUAAGUACUAAUCUAAAUCUAUCAACUUUUUCUUUAAAAAAAUAAAUAUUUAAAAAUCCUUAAGAAAAUUUAAUCUAUCUGAAAGAAAAAUAUAUUUUUGAAGUACUAUUACAGACUUUUUUUAAAGAGGGCAUAGAGGGUGUAUGCCCCCCUCAUUUUAAAAAUAUAAUUUUUUGUCAUAAAAUUAUCAAGAAAAUAUCCUUUUACAAUUUUUACACCCCCUUUUCUUUGAACCCUGGACUUGCACCUGCUUUUGUUUAUUUUUUCUCCACAAUUUUUACAUAUAAGUGACCAUUAUGAAGUAAUUUUUUGCGCUGAUAAACAAGAUAAAGCAGUUUAACGAUUGUCUUGUUGAUGUAAGUGUUAUUAGAAUUUUGUACAAAUAACUUCAAAUCUGGUGCAUAUUUAUUUAUCUAGUCUCUCUUAAUUUAAUCAGCAUUAAGUAAAUGUGUCUAAUACUAGCUGUCUGUAUUUGUUACUUAAUCAUUUGUGUUAUCAUUAUGUUUAUAAAUUCAUAAUAUUGCAUUGUUGAUAAUUAUUCAUUUGUAUGGUAUUCACAGUAAAAGUUAUAAAAAUAAAACUGUUAUAGCAUGUUGAUAUUAUAAAACAAAAUGGGUUUUUUUUUCAAUGGAUUCGCAUAUUACUUUAUAAUAAUUAAAGAUUUCAUAUUUGUUGAUAAAGGCAACCAUACAUGGCACCCAUUGAAGGCAUGUGCUGCAUUGAAGUAGGGCAUUUACAAUUGCAAGUAGAUGAAAUUUUCUUUAUGAUAUGUGUUGUUGAUUUGUGUAAAACAAAAAAAUAAGUGUAGUUCUUGGCUUUCAUGUAUGGUUGAACAAAACAGAUAGUAAGACUUUGCUAAAGAUUAUUUUAGAGUUUGUUAUUGGUUUGUACGAGCAAGUUUAGGAUAAUAAUAUACUUUCCUUUUUCCUCUGAUGCGAUGUUUCAAUGUGAGAAUCUUUUGAUAAAAAAGUGUUUUAAACGGGUAGUUUCUUGCAAUUGAAAUAUUGUUAUUGUUGCAUUAUUAAAUUUUUGUUAUAAAAUUCAAAUAAUGACAGUGCUCACUCCAUUAACAAUCGCCAGUUUUAUUUAAAAAUAGGGCAUAUUAAGUUAUUAUAUAUUCAAUUAUCGCACCUCGGGUAAAAUUAGUGACAUUAUGAUUGGUUUAAUGCUAUCAUGUGGAUCCCCUAUGGAUCUGUAUGGGUUCAGUAAAUUUCAUAUGGGGUUCAUGAUGUCACGUCUACUGUUAAUGGUGACAUCAUCUGCUAAUGUUAUUGUAUUUCAGUGUUUAUUUUUUUGGAAAACUUGGCAGGAGAAAUCCUUUUUGUGAUAAAUUCAUUAUACAGUUCACUACUGACCCCCUACAGAUCCAUAGAGGAUAUGGGUUUUACUAACCCUGGAAUUUAUUCAUCAUUGAAAACAAUAUAUAUAUUAUGAUAAACUGUUUUUCCAAUUAAAAAUAUUUUCACAUUUUGUGUCACACUUUCAUAUGUUGAAUCCAGUAAAAUGUUUAACAAAUAUUUCAUUUCAGUAUACAACAAAAUGUAUAUAUAGGUUGAUGUAACAGCCAGAUAUACAAUGUAUAUGAUUUAUACCAACCUAAUAAUUUUACUGAAAAAAAUAUAAAACUUUAUAUAUCCACACUUUUUGGUACAAUAUCAGAUAAACUUUUUUUUUGUGUAAGGCAGAGUGUACUACAUCAUCUUUAUUUACAAUUUUCUUACUCUCACUGAACGGAUGAUAAUAUUAAUGAAUUAUUACUAUAAUUUUAUCAUUUUCCAAUGGUAUGUUUUGUACAGAUGAUCUUUAAGCAUAAAACUUGGUGUCUAAAUUAUAUUUGCUUUUCUUUUAGAGAUGUCCAAAGUGACUUGAUUAUUGUUUUUGGUGAUUGUGUAAAAUAAAUGAAUUAUAUUUUUAUUGUCAAAAAUUUUGUAAAAGGUGUUAGUACAAUUUAUAAUGAAAUAUAACACUCUACAGUUUUGUUUCAAUCUUCUCUGUACAAUAAUAUUGCCUAUUUCAUUAGUUUUUAAUUUUUAUGGUAGUGUUAUUUUGUUAUAAAUCUUCAUUUAUGUGUUAUAUUAUUAUAUGCUAGCAGGGUUGUCUUAAAUUGUGUUGAUUUAAUUUUUGUGACUGUUUAGGAUUGUUAGCUGCAUGUUUGUAUAUUUCCACUCCUGCACUCUUUUUUCUCCACAUUUACAAGGGUCUAAAUCAAAGUACUUACAAAGAUCUUAAUUGUAAAUUAGUUGAUCCCUAGUUGAAUAUUGAUAACUGUGGAUUCAUUAGGAUUCGUGGGAUACCAAUUUACCGUUGUCUUCAUGGGUAAAGGAAUAACAUGAGUUUAAAGGAUCAAGGAAAUACAAAUUAUAUAUAGAUUUGUAGGCAGACUUUGUUAAAACUACAAAAUCAAUUAUUCCCCAAUUUCAAAUGCAAUUUUCGCUCAAAUUCAUGAAAAUUAAUGAAUGCACAGUCUUAUUCUUUUUUGGCUAUGUUAAUAUUACUGUCUGUAAGAGUUUAAAAAAAGACUAGAAUAUAAAUAAAUUAGUUAUUUAAGAUAAAAACACAAAAUUAGAUCUAUCCGCAAUAUAUACAAUUAAAAAAAAAAAAUCAGUUUUCAAAUAUAGUGCUAGGUACUAGUCUGUUGUAAUGUAAAAAAGCUUUUAAUUUAAGAAUACAUAUUGGCCAUUAAUUGUGAAUGAAACACCUUACUUGUUUCUUUGAUUGGUUAUAUUUAACGUUUAUACAUACUGUUUUACUCGGUGCCAUUUAUAAUUGUUACAGUUGUUUUAAUUAUUGUUGCAAAAUGAAGAAUAUAUAUUUAUAUAAUAACCUUGCUAAUAAAGUAUUAAAAAUA